AUGGGUAGUCUAGUUACUUUAAUUUUUACAUUAUUCAACUUUAUACUAUCAAAAGAUGUAUUUACUGUGUGUUCUAUAGGACAAUCGAAUAUCUCGUCUUCGGCAAAAUGGGCGUUCAGUGCAACUACGGUAGGAGGCUCAGCAACCGGUGCAUCGGGAUCCACGUCGUCAUUAUUAUAUUUCAAUAGUGGUAUACGUAUUUCGGAUAGUGAUACUCUCUAUAUUGUUGAUAAAUACAAUAAUCGAGUCGUUGUUGUCUCUCCGAAUUCAACGACCGCUGUUGCAACAAUCGGCAGUGGAUAUGGAAUCGGCCCAACUCAAAUGAAUUUUCCAUCGGAUACUUUUGUCACAAGUGAUGGUAUCUAUGUGCUUGAUACUAAAAAUUACCGUGUUCAAAAAUGGCUGAAAAAUGGGAUCAAUGCAACUAUUGUGGCAGGGAUCACUGGUACAUCCGGUGGUACACCCGGUGGUACAUCCAGUAACACAACGUUUUCUAUAAGCUUUGGAUUAUUUGUUGAUAUUUACGGUAAUAUCUAUGUAAGUGAUCAAGUGAAUCAUCGAGUUUUACGUUUUUCUUCGAAUUCUUCGACUGACACGAGUGCUGACGUGAUAGCGGGAACAGGAACUGUCGGAUAUGGACCUAGCCAACUCUAUAAUCCCUCUGGUAUAUUUGUUGAUAGUGACCUCACAUUGUACAUUGCUGAUACGUAUAAUCAGCGCAUUCAACGAUGGAAAUUUGCUGCUUGCUCGGGUAUGACUGUAGCUGGUAGAGCUGGUCAGCCCGGUAACACUUUGUAUAUGCUACAAAAUCCCUCUUCGGUGAUUGUCGACAACAAUGGAUAUAUGUACAUCUGUGAUCAAAAUAAUCAUAGAAUUCUUCGUUGGGCACCUGAAACUUGUGCUGGUGAAUGCAUUGCUGGCUGCUCGAUGACCCCAGGAACGCGGCCUGAUCAAUUGUAUUAUCCGUUCAGCAUAGCAUUUGAUAGUAAAGGUUCACUUUAUGUUAGUGAUACACGGAAUAAUCGAGUGCAAAAAUUUGCAAUAAUCAAUUAUAACUGUGAGUAUGAAAUAGCCUUUCGAUGA
This is a messenger RNA of Rotaria sp. Silwood2, 1083 nucleotides long. NCBI's taxonomy places the organism in Eukaryota, Metazoa, Rotifera, Eurotatoria, Philodinida, Philodinidae. The record is from the annotation of a GenBank genome assembly.